Stegastes partitus (bicolor damselfish) is the source of this 1890-nucleotide messenger RNA. It is a transcript of the gene ndufv3, whose product is annotated as NADH:ubiquinone oxidoreductase subunit V3. Gene Ontology annotation, cellular component: mitochondrion; respiratory chain complex I. The transcript is spliced from 4 exons. Gene Ontology annotation, biological process: mitochondrial ATP synthesis coupled electron transport. The record is from RefSeq and is a predicted model, not a curated record. Lineage: Eukaryota; Metazoa; Chordata; Actinopteri; Pomacentridae. Bases 73 to 1626 code for a protein of 517 amino acids.
GUCCUUGUGGAACCGUUGUCGUUAACCCCCACCCACCUGUUUCCACCCGGAACAUAGCACUGGGAACACGAAAUGGCGGCCUCCAUGUUACACUUAGGACGACUGGGUUCUCUCAAGUGUCUCCGGUUUAAAAGCUGGGGUUUCUUGAGCAGUCGCCCAGCUGCUUUGUUCUGCACUCAUGUUGAAGAACCGCCAAAACCAGCAAAAAAGGCGAAGGCUGCAGGCAAAACAGAAGCUCCAGAUGAGAGAACAACUCUGCUAAACUACAAGACCACAGUUGCCUUCCCAAUUAGAAUUUUAGAGCCUGGAGUUUUUCCACCACAGUCUCUAGGUGUAACUGGACCAGUGGUUGGCUCCACUGCCGCUGCAGGAACACAUGUAGCUGCAGCAGUUGCAGACAUUGGCAGGGAACCGGGUGUACCUGAGCCAGAUGUGGCAGAGGCUGCAGCUGCCUCAUCAGAUCCAGCUCCUGACCCAGAUGUUGCUCCAGUGAUUCCUGACAUAGCUCCACCUUCAGUUGAAACAGCUCCUUUAGCAGCUAAACCCCUGGUUGAGACAAGCGGUAAAAGCUCAGCACCAGAUUCCACAGCCUUGCCUGAUGCUGGUGACGCAGCAGCAAACGGGUCGUCCUCCUCCUCGUCUGGGGACUCUGACUCUGAUUCUGAUUCUGAUUCUGAUUCUGACUCUGACUCUGACUCUGAGGGUGAGAGGUCAGAAGUGAAGGCUGACACCAGGAUCUCUCCACCAGAGAUGUCAGAAUCCACUGUGAAAGAAGGGGCAGAAGUGACAGAAGACUCCAAAGAAGCUCAGAGGGAACCUGAAGCUAUACAAGAGGCAGAUGCACACUCAGAAGCAGUUCAAAGUACCAGGGAGGUAGCCACUGUUAGUUCUGAGGAGUUAAUUGACUCAGCCCCUGACAUCUGCGCUUCUACAGAAGAUGCUCAAGAGGUGGGCAGUCCAGAGGCUUCAGCUGAGUUUGCAGUGGAAGUUUCUCCAGAAGUGAUAAAAGAUGAUGCAUCUCCUGCUGCGUCUGAUGCUGAAGUACAAACUCCAGCUGAAGUUGUGACCAAGGCUACGCCUCCAGAAAAUGCCCAGACUGACAGUCCCAUCGAAACAACAGAACCUGCCUCUGCUGAAGCGGCUACAAAAGCUGGAGACAAGCUUGUAGAAGCUGCAGCUGCCCCUGUAGAAUCCCUCAUAGAUGCUGCUGAGUCUCACACAGAAGCUGUUGAAGCUGCCGCAGAUGCUGUUGAAGCCCUUGCAGGAGAUUCCCACAUAGAAGCUGAACCAGAGCUUCUAGAAGCUAAACCCGGUCCCACUGAAGACGCUGCUAAGGCUGCAGCUGAAGUUUCUGCCCUUGCAGAGAGUGCUGAGGAACUGGUGGACCCUGCUCCAGCCGUAGUUGAAGCUGCUGGAGAGGAGCUGCAGGCGGAGGCCCCAGCUGAACAGUCUGAGGAGGCUACAACAGCGGCACCUCUAGAGCCUGAGGAGCCUUUUGACAACAGCACUUACAAAAACUACCAGCACCACAGCUACACCCCCUUCACAUUUGCUGACCUGGAUGUAGAGAUGGCCAAGUUCCGUCUCCCUCAGCCCUCCUCUGGCAGACCCUCACCCAGACACUAGAAGAGCUGACCUGGCUGAAAAUAAUUGCUUAAAGAUCAUGGUGAUAUUGCCCUUUAUGUAUGAUCAUCCCCCUGCAUGCCAGAUCUGCAUUAAUUUCUGCCGUUGAAAAUGUCAUAUUAUUAAAGUACCAGAAGAGAAAUGAAGCCUGUUUUGCCUGAUGUGAUUCUGUUUUGUCUUACAUAAAGGGAUGGGCAAAAUCAAACACUUCUUUAAUGCUGCUUUUUUGCCUUGGGGGGUCAUUUGAAUAAAGCUGAGUGCGCAAGU